This is a messenger RNA of Cinclus cinclus, 1252 nucleotides long. RefSeq names its product trans-2,3-enoyl-CoA reductase like (gene TECRL). The transcript is spliced from 12 exons. Gene Ontology annotation, molecular function: oxidoreductase activity, acting on the CH-CH group of donors. The coding region runs from base 1 to 1092 and encodes 363 amino acids. The record is from RefSeq and is a predicted model, not a curated record. Lineage: Eukaryota; Metazoa; Chordata; Aves; Passeriformes; Cinclidae. Gene Ontology annotation, biological process: very long-chain fatty acid biosynthetic process.
AUGCUCAAGAGGCAGAAUCCCAGCACUCCAGAACACAGCAGGGAUCUCGCAGCCGAUGGAGGAGCUCUGUCCAUGUCUCAAAAUGACUCACGCUCUUUUUUCAACUUAUCUCAGCUGGUGCUCUCUGCUGGCCAAAUCAAACCAUCACCAGCACUCAAACAUUCAAAAAUCACGUACUUUGAAGUAGAGAUUGUUGAUGUGCAAAGCAAGAAGCAGAUCUGCAUUGUGGACAAGGUACCUCCAGCAUCUACCAUUCUUGAUGUGAAGCACAAAUUUCACAAAGCAUGUCCCCAGUGGUACCCAUCCCGUGUUGGCCUGCAACUGGAACACAACGGGCCCUUUCUGAAGGAUUCCAUCAGCAUCCAAAGCCUUGCCGUCUCCUCCAUCGUCACACUCUAUUUUACAGACCUGGGUCAGCAGGUUGGUUGGACCACAUUUUUUCUAACAGAAUACACCGGGCCUCUUCUCAUAUAUUUGCUCUUUUACAUUCGCCUCUCGACUAUUUAUGAUCAAGUGGAAAGCAGGAAGAACUUCCGCCACCCAGUGGUUCACUUGGCCUGCUUCUGUCACUGUUUACACUACAUCAGACAUCUUCUGGAGACAUUAUUUGUUCACAAGUUUUCGGAAGGGCACACUCCUCUGAAAAAUAUGAUAAAGGGCUGUGCCUUUUACUGGGGAUUCACAUCCUGGAUCGCAUACUACAUCAACCACCCACGGUACACGCCACCAUCAUUUGGUCACAAACAAGUUUUUUAUGCUGCUCUUGCUUUUCUGAUGUGUGAAGCUGGAAAUCACUUUAUCAACGUAGCUUUAGCUCACCAAACCAAUUCAGGAAAUAGAACCUGUUUUCCAAGUCCAACCUACAACCCUUUCACGUGGCUCUUCCUGCUGGUAUCCUGUCCCAACUAUACAUAUGAGGCUGGGUCUUGGAUUAGUUUCACAGUGAUGACACAAACUCUGCCAGUUGGCAUCUUUGCUUUCCUGAUGGUCAUCCAGAUGUCUCUGUGGGCCCAGAAGAAACACAAGCUGUAUCUGAAGAGAUUUUAUCCAGAAGUGCGGAGAAAAGCAGCGAUGAUUCCCAUCAUCUUCUGAGAUUGUCACCAGAGUUGGAGCCCAAGUGUACCCUUCAAGAGCCAAGUCAGAGUAAAUGAACCAUUUCAUUCAGGAACCAAGUGGAUCAGAGGAAAAGCUACUAAAUAUAUUUUUUCAGGAAAUUAUCUGUUCAAAAUGAAGAAGUUUUAAUUAAAUGCAA